AACAUGGCUUCAAGAUUCGAGUUUAUAAUAUUUUCCAUGACACUAUCAUUUGCAGCCAUCUUUCACAUGGCCAUGGCAGGCGAUCCAGACAUCCUCUCGGAUUUUAUAGUUCCACUAGGUUCUCCUCCCGUCGUCGAUGGAAACCUCUUCACGUUUACGGGGAUGCGACAACUAGUUGGUGCCCCACCACCCGACAAAUUCAAGGUACUUAAGGCCAGCUUGGCCGAGUUUCCUAUCCUUAAUGGACAAAGUGUGUCCAUGGCUGUGUUGCAAUACCCGGGUGGCUCGGUCAAUCCUCCUCACACCCACCCACGUGCUUCCGAGCUCUUGUUCCUCCUCGAUGGGAGCCUCCAAGUAGGGAUAGUUGACACCACCAACAAGCUAUAUACUCAAACUCUACAAGAAGGUGACAUUUUUGUUUUCCCCAAGGGAUUAGUUCACUUCCAAUACAAUGUUGAUGCCAACAAACCGGCAUUCGCAGUAUCUGCAUUUGGAAGUGCAAAUGCUGGAACCGUGUCAAUCCCAAAUGCUGUUUUCAACACUAGCAUAUCUGAUGCGGUUUUGGCCACAUCUUUCAAGACUGAUGUUUCCACCAUUCAAAAACUCAAGGCGGGACUUGGUCACUAG
Messenger RNA from Impatiens glandulifera, 627 nucleotides. RefSeq names its product germin-like protein 9-3. Bases 4 to 627 code for a protein of 207 amino acids. The record is from RefSeq and is a predicted model, not a curated record. NCBI's taxonomy places the organism in Eukaryota, Viridiplantae, Streptophyta, Magnoliopsida, Ericales, Balsaminaceae. Gene Ontology annotation, cellular component: cell wall. The transcript has a single exon. Gene Ontology annotation, molecular function: manganese ion binding.